Messenger RNA from Penicillium maclennaniae, 1815 nucleotides. Its product is annotated as NADP-dependent malic enzyme. Gene Ontology annotation, biological process: pyruvate metabolic process; malate metabolic process. The record is from RefSeq and is a predicted model, not a curated record. Gene Ontology annotation, molecular function: malate dehydrogenase (decarboxylating) (NAD+) activity; NAD binding. The transcript is spliced from 6 exons. Lineage: Eukaryota; Fungi; Ascomycota; Eurotiomycetes; Eurotiales; Aspergillaceae. Gene Ontology annotation, cellular component: mitochondrion. Bases 1 to 1815 code for a protein of 604 amino acids.
AUGGGUCGGUCUUCUCCUCAACAAAAUCGUCCGGUUCAUACGACUCCCUUCAUGAACCACUCCACCACUCCUUCGUACGUCUCACCGUCGCAUGAUCUCGCGCGGUCUCUCGUGGUCUCGCAUGGCCUCAAGACGGCCUCCAGAGAUACCGGAAAAGCAGUACAGUCCACUGACACGCUUUCUAGAGAUGCCAACUAUGACACCGCCAACCCUGCCUACAUCCGCAAAUACCUGCGCACCUACGGCCUCACUCCCCUCGCUCCGAGAGCUACGAAACCCAAAAGACCCUACCUCAGCACUCUCCGCAAGAACAAUGUCCACCUCUUUUACCGUCUGAUCACCGACCACUUGAGGGAGCUGACGCCUCUGAUCUACACCCCCGUCGUGGGCGAGGCAUGCCAGCGUUGGUCGGAGAUUUACCAGCAGCACGAGGGCAUGUACCUGAGUUGGGAAGAUCGUGGAAAUCUGGCUGCCGUCAUCGCCAAUUGGCCCCAGCCUGCCGUUGAGAUCACAUGCAUUACCGAUGGCUCCCGCAUCCUCGGACUAGGUGAUCUGGGCAUCAACGGCAUGGGUAUCCCCAUUGGCAAGCUCGCUCUGUACACGGCCUGUGCGGGUAUCCGCCCCGAGGCCACCCUGCCUUUGACCCUUGAUCUGGGUACUAGCAAUAAGACUCUCCGGGAAGACCCGCUGUACAUGGGUUCUCGCCGUGACAAGAUCAGCCCCGAGGAGGAGCGUGAAUUCUUGGACGAGUUGAUGUUGGCUCUGACCGAGCGUUGGCCUGGUAUUGUCAUUCAGUUCGAGGACUUUAAGAAUCCUUUCCCCGCUCUGGAGCGUUACAAGAACAACUACACCUGCUUCAAUGAUGACAUCCAGGGAACUGGCGCUGUCAUCCUCGGCGGUGUCAUCAACGCUGUCAAGCGUUCCGGUCUCGCCUGCAAGGACCAGCGUGCCGUGUUCUUCGGUGCUGGCUCCGCUGGUGUCGGUGUCGCCAAGCAGAUUGUCGACUUCUUUGUCCGCGAGGGCAUGACCGAGGAGGAUGCCCGCAACUGCUUCUAUCUUGUCGACACCAAGGGUCUCGUUACCGCUGACCGCGGUGACAAGCUCGCCGACCACAAGGUCUACUUCGCCCGCCAAGACAACAAUGGCCAGCAGUUCAAGACCCUCGAGGAGGUCGUCGACCACGUUCAGCCCACCAUCCUGAUGGGUCUCUCCACCAUGGGUGGUGUGUUCACCCCCGAGAUUCUCCGCAAGAUGGCCGAUUGGAACACCACGCCCAUCAUCUUCCCCUUCAAGGCUACUGACGGCCGUUGCCUUUUCGCCUCGGGCUCUCCUUUCCCGACCGUGUCCUUCACCAACUCCCAAGGCCAGACAAACACCUACUACCCCGGCCAGGGUAACAACAUGUAUGUGUUCCCCGGCAUCGGCAUGGGUUGCAUCCUCUCCAAGGCUGUCCGUGUCACCGACAACAUGAUCUACGCCUCCGGCGAAGCACUCUCCAAGGCCCUGACUGCCGAGGAAAUCGAGCGCGGCCUCCUCUACCCCGACAUCACCCGCAUCCGCGAGGUCAGCGUCGUCGUCGCCCGCAACGUCAUGCGCGCCGCCCAAGAAGACGGUGUUGAUCGCGAGACCGCCCUCCGCGCCAUGUCGGACAAGGACCUCGACAACUACAUCAAGUCCCGCAUGUAUGAUCCUCACACUGAGGUCCGCUCCCUCGAGCGCGAAGUUGGUCACCUCCUCUCCAGCCUGGGCAACAUGACCCCUUUCUCGUCUGGCACCCCCACUGAGGAGAUCAACGGAAACCCGUACAAGCUGUAA